CCGACAGGAAAUGUCUAAGGGGGAGGGGCGAGUGAUGCUCUGCUGCAGGUCUGCUCAACUGAACUGGGGUAACUAAUUCCACCAUCAAGCUAGUUCGCAGCUGUACGAUGCGCUCACCUACAACAGAAGAUGGACUAGCUGCAUCCGAGUUUCCCCGCUUCACUGUCUGGACAUUCGCGUUCGGGCCCGGUUUCUUGUGGUUGUAAUUGGCCUCUCCAUCCAUGCGGGCCGCUGUGCCGUUGUGGGGAGUUUGAGCUCUGAGUGGCGGGCAAGCUCAGUCAACCAGAUCGCAGGGACAACACGGCUGAAUCACCGCAGAGUAGCGGCAUGGUGGUCCCUGAGCCUGAUAAUGGCAGGCCCACCGGCCUCACGGAGAGCUCCGACCCCGUCUGUGAAGAGGCCGGGGACAGGGGUCAGGACCUGGCUGGAGUGGAGCUGGAGGAGGUCCGAAAGCUGCAAGAGCUCGUUCGCAGAUUGGAGGUCCAGAAUGAGACGCUGCGCAACAGGGGAGCCAAGACUGUUAUCCCCAGAGGAGCCAACAGCAACCUGAGUGCUGCUAACAAUAUCAACAAGAGGCUGACCUGUAAUCAGCUCAGGCUGGACCACAGUGGGGAACUGAGUAGCACAGACUGCAAGCUGUCACCCUCUCAGGACAACAACAGCAGCAGUGGGGAAGACAUGUCCCCUUUGCCCGCGAUCAACAGGCUGGAGGAUGAGGAGGAGAGGGUGGAAGAGGAAGAUCUGGGUCCGUGCGGGGGCUUUCUCUCUCUGACAUGUAGAAAUGGCAGCGAACGGUCUCAGGGGCAGAGCCAGACCCCUGAGAGCCCAUCUCAGGAGAGCUACGAGUCAGAGACACUCACAGAGAGUGACUCAGGUGUGGACCAGACUGCACUGGAUGAGGUGGAUGUCCUGGAUUUGGAAGACGAGUGUGCUGAGGUAGAGGACGAGGACAGUUGGUUGUAUGUUUCUCCUAGAAAGCAAGUGGCAGAGCAAUGUCCAGACUCGCCGCUGAAGUGGUGUCGGCAGGCCCUCGAUCAUCGCAGCCCGGAAACAGAAAUGGCUUGCCGGACUUUGAUCAAUUGUUUGGACCAGACGUCUCGAUGGAGAAACAUGUACUGCAGCCCGUCAGAGGCAGGCUCGGCCAGCUCUGGCCUGAUCUCUCCUGGGUACCACAAAUCGACUAACAAACCCGUACUAACCUGUGGCAGCUCAGUUGUCCCAAGCAUGCAUUCAGCCCUGAGCUCUCAGUCCUCUAUAGACAGCGAGCUCAGCACCUCAGAUGACUCCAUUUCUAUGGGCUACAAGCUACAGGAUCUCACUGAUGUGCAGAUCAUGGCUCGUCUACAGGAAGAGAGUCUGAGGCAGGAUUAUGCUUCCAGCUCAGCUUCUGCGUCUCGCCGCAGCUCCACAACGUCUCUGCAGUCCCUGCGCCGUGGCGGUACAUACAGUGACCAGGAGUUUGACACUUACAGCUUGGAGGAUGAAGAGGACGACCUCUCAUCUGCUCCCCAGCGGCGACAUCGCUUCACCCCGUCGCCUCUAGGUUCACCUCGCUGCCUCUCUCCCUCCACCUCCAACCACGGGCAGGAGUACAGCAGUCGACUCGGGGCUCCGCGCACAAGAACACCCAGACGGUCCCUUCAGGGUCCCAGCGCAGAUCUGCUCAAAUUUGCUAAGAGUGAAGAGGAAUUGAGACACAGCAUGCCUAACCUGGCCCCCCGUACCAGCCUACGCUCCCUGGAAGCAGUCAGAAACAGCCGCAGCAUGGAGGCUAACCUCCAGAGCUCUGGCAACCGCAUGUCCCACCUGACUCGCUCCCCCUCCACAGGUAUGGCUUGUAGUCGUCUACGCAGCAACGGUCAGUCUCCACUCACGUUGCGAACUCCCGUCAAAGCCGUCAACCCGGUGGGCUCCAUGUCAGCUGGUCGUCAGUCUCCUAGAGGUCUCCCAGUUAUCCAGUCGCUUCCCACAACAGGGGGUCGCAGGGUCCAGUCUCCGGGAUCCGUGAAUGGGGGAGGCUGCAUACCUGGGAGGGCCUCGUUUGGGGGAGGACGGCCUGUGGUGGGACGGGCUCAGGCUGUGUCAUCCGUUUCCACCAGAAGCAAACUCUCACAGCCUCCCAGGAGGUCUUUAGGCAUGGCUAAAAUCUCAGAUGAAUCCUGGAAAGAUGGUUGCUACUAACCUCUGCCUGUCCUUGAUGCUGGAACAUUGACCUGAUUUCCCCUCAUCUAAAGAAACAGAACCUCUCAGACCCUCAUUUUAGGCUGGAUCUCUGGACUGCACUGGAUUUGUAGUUUAUCUCUUCCUUCGCAUGAUACAUUGUCAACCCACACACAGACACAAAGAGAGGAUGUGUAGGAAGACGAGGAGCUGCAAAUGCACACUCCGUUAGUUACGUGGACCAACUGUGGAUUUCCUAAAAUAUAUAUAAAUAUAUAUGUUUGUGUCAAUUUGACAUAUUUUUCUAUGGUGAUUUUGAGAAGCUGUUGGAAUUUUAGGGGUUGUAUUUCUGCACUGUUGCUGUAAUUGAUAUGAAGACAAAAUAAAUGAAGAUAUUGCUGGUUUGUACGUUUGAAUAACUAGAUAAAAGUACAGAGCGUUGCAUGCUGGGUUUUGUUGUUUUCCCCUUGCUCCAUAGCCUUCUCAUCAUUGUCUUAACUGCAAUAUGACAAAUCUAUGUGUUCCAACAAUGAUCUGUGGAGACUUACAAAUGUGUGAGUGACUCAUUGUGAAUUGUGUUGUGUUUGUGUUCUGCUACAUGCCUACACAGCAGUGCAACUCUUGUAAACCACACUGCCCUUAUUAAUUAUAUCUGGGGGGAAAAAAAGAAAUAUAGUUUGUGCCAAGGUGCAUUACAGCUGCAACUCUUUAAUUCUGUAAGUAAUUUUAAACAAUUGAAGGUACUGAACACGACUGAACUUCACAGGCAUUUUUACUGCAUCUCUGAAGGUAGAUUGAAGACCUGCUUUUUGUAAAACACUGUAUUAAAGGAAGUGGUUAUGCACAGAGGCCUUGUGCCUUGGUCAGCUAUGCACCCUCAUGAAGAGUGCCUCUGAAAUUUAGGAACUGUGAUGAAACAAAAUAAAGUUUACCCUGAAGCAGUAA
This is a messenger RNA of Girardinichthys multiradiatus, 3105 nucleotides long. Its product is annotated as SLAIN motif-containing protein-like. Bases 328 to 2181 code for a protein of 617 amino acids. The transcript has 9 exons. NCBI's taxonomy places the organism in Eukaryota, Metazoa, Chordata, Actinopteri, Cyprinodontiformes, Goodeidae. Gene Ontology annotation, cellular component: microtubule plus-end. Gene Ontology annotation, biological process: positive regulation of microtubule polymerization; microtubule nucleation; cytoplasmic microtubule organization. The record is from RefSeq and is a predicted model, not a curated record.